AUGACCAUAGUGACGCGUUUAUUAUCAUUAUCAUCACUUGAGGCAAGACGCAAAAAGUUUCAAUAUCGUAUCAUUAACAAUGAUGAUAGGAUAAGCAAACUUCCAGACGAACUACUGCAUGACAUCCUCUCGAGAUUGUCCACUAAAGAAGCGGUGAUGACAAGUCUUGUAUCACCGCGAUGGGUGGAUUUAUGGAGAUGGAGACCUCAUCUCAUCUUGGAUAUGAGAAAGGUCUUAAAUAAGACUCAUAUCAACGAUAUACACAAAGUUUCUAUCCGUUUGGCCAAUUCAAUGACUAAGACUCUUAAGAAUCACGGUGGCCCCCUAGAGAGCUGCAUUAUCCACCAUUACUUAUCCCAAUGCGAAAAUGGUACGCUCAAAAGUUGGAUCAACAUAGCGACUCGUAUGAAAGACACUAAAAAUCUCACACUUGUAAACCAUAACUAUCAUGGGAUUGAUGAACGUUACCAAGCAAAGACUUUGCUCCGCUUGCGCCGAGAUGCAUUUUCGCAUCAUAGCCUCACUUCACUGUCACUUUGUGGAUUCAGUCUAUCAGGUCCACGUGCCUUCAGAAAUUGCUCGAAUCUCAAGACCCUCAAGCUUUUAGACAGUGUCAUCACCCAGGCUACUCUCCUUACCAAUGUUUUAGCAGCUUGCCCCUCCCUCGAGGUGAUUGUGUUGCGAGUCACUUCCCUAACCCAUGGUGAUGUGCUGAAGAUCGAGAACAACAAUUUGAAGGUCUUGCAAGUGGCUUACGCAUAUGAGAUUGAAAAUAUCGAAGUGUAUGCAGCUUGUCUAGAUGUUCUUGACCUCAAGUUUAUCGAAUGUGAGGAAGAGAACUUCAUCCUUGCUGCCCCCAACAUCCGCCAGUUUAAGAGAGAUUACUGGGUUUGUUCUUCUGAUGCUCACCUCAGCUACAAUGUGUCAUAUCUCGCUCAGGAGAAGAAAAACAUUUGGCAUGAGCUUAUGAUGAGCGGCUUUUUUCAUUCCCGGCGUGGAUCUUUGUCGGUGAGUUUAGAUGUAACUAAUCCGAAAGAAGUGGAGAUACUGAAGGAAGUUCUGCUUAUGUGGAACACUAGGGAAAUGACAGAGCUUGAGAUCUUGUUCAAGAACAACAAUGCUGCUGAAAAAGAUGGUAAAUGUUCUACUAACGGGAGAGCACACGAAAAAUUGUGGGAGGAUGCAAAACCGUUCCCUAAUGCCGACUUCCGCGUUUCUGUUGUGCGGAUGUAUAAUUCGACAGUUCGAAUAAGGAAGAAGUUGCGUUAG
This is a messenger RNA of Thlaspi arvense, 1269 nucleotides long. Lineage: Eukaryota; Viridiplantae; Streptophyta; Magnoliopsida; Brassicales; Brassicaceae. The record is from the annotation of a GenBank genome assembly.